AAGGAGAAUGCGCCAGCUGAUCUUCGCUCUUUUCCUCACGGCCGUGAUGAGCCAAGCGUCCGCCUUCCAGCCCCAGCCCCAGCAUCUUCCCCUAAGGCACCAGCGCAUCGAGCUGCAGCGUCAGAGCCGCCUGCGUGCAGCCCGUCAGCCAGGCGUGCUGACAAAAGAGAGGGAGGCGGUGGAUCUGCACUACAUCGACAUCCCUGCGAAUGGUAGGUAUUAUGCGGCAUUAGCACGGGCUGCGUCACACCGCGCGAGAUACAAGCUGCUUUAUUUGCUGGUUUGCACAUUGCUACAUACACAGGGCAUGAUAGCCGGGAGGCGGUUUUGCUCCUUCAUGGCCUUCUCGGUGAGGACACGGAACACACAGACGCACACACGCACACACGGCACGAACGAGGAGAAACGCCUGAGACCUGUCUCUAUGCUGCUUGGCGCUCCCCUAUAGGUUCGUCUCGCAAUUGGAUGACAUGGGCGAAGAGGUGAGAGGAGAUGCAAUCAAGUCGACGGUGUGUUGGCUCACGGUGUGUAUUGUCGUGCGGGUUAGGUUGUCGAGUGAGCUUGACACAUCGAGGCGCAUCAUCGUCCCUGACCUCCGCAACCAUGGCUCCAGCACGCACGCUGAAUCCAUGACAUACGCGUAAGUGCAUGGAGAAUCAAACGUAAGUGCACGGGCUUUCGCCUGCAAUUCUGUGUGCAGCGAGAUGGCUCAGGACGUGCUGCGGCUGCUCGAGUCCGUCAACGAGGACCGAAUCGUCUGCGUCGGACACAGUCAGCACCCACCCAGCACAGCUAACAACCCAAACCACACACGUCUGUCCUGUGAGGCUGUCGCUUGCCUGCAGGCAUGGGUGGCAAAGUCGCAGCAGCUCUCGGCCUGCUUGAACCGUCUCGCGUCGAUGGGCUGGUGAUUGUGGAUGUGGCCCCGGUGCCGUACUCGACAGAGGACGGUAACGACUGGAAAGAAAUCAGGAGGUACGUGUGUGAUGGACGCGAUGAAGGUCCGCCCUGCCUCACUCACUCCACCACUCUUCAUUUACCCGCUCUCUAUGCUCCCUCCCUCCCCGCAGGAUCAUCAAUGGGCUCCAGGCACUGCCUCUUCAUGCUCUGUCCACCCGUCAGGAUGCCGACAGGGGUUUGAGGGAUGAGCACGGCAUCGAUGACGAUGCGCUGAGAGCCUUCGUUCUGACCAAUCUUGAGAGGCACGAGGACUCAUGGAGGUGGCGAAUCAACCUGGACGCAAUCGCACGGUGGGCCAGAGAGACCAAUAACACAGAAGGAAAGGCAGACGAGCCAGCACGGUUUGAAUGCCUGGUUUUGGGGAUGUGUGUGUCAGGUCGCUCGAGGACCUGGCGCUGUUUGAUCUGGAGGCCGCGUGGGGCAGCGAGUCCGAGCUGCCCCCUCCUUACGAAGGCGACACGCUGUUCGUGAUGGGCAGCAACAGCCGCUACAUCCAGUCGCGGCACCUGGACGUCAUCCAGCGGCUGUUCGCCUCCUUCACCCUGCAGACAGUGAAAGAGGCGGGGCAUUGGGUGCAUGCCGACCAACCUGACCGAAUGGUUCAGGUCGUCAAGGCAUACCUCGACAGGUAGCUAGGUCAUCAGACAGACAGACCGACGACAGACAGGCAGUGGCUGCAUUCCAUCGCAUGCAUCACAUAGCUAGGCGUUUUGGACGUGUGACAUACAUGAUGACGUGAGUAAGUAGGGUGUGUGUCUAUGUCUUAUGUAGCUAUAGAGGGGUUUUUGCCGUGCAUGUCUGCCCCUUUGUGAUGGCUGGAUGCUGUUUGAUAUGCAUUGCAUGUCAGUGUGUGUAUGAUUUCUCGAUCAUCGAG
Molecule: messenger RNA, 1834 nt
Organism: Vitrella brassicaformis
Lineage: Eukaryota; Vitrellaceae
Source: the annotation of a GenBank genome assembly